This is a messenger RNA of Bactrocera dorsalis (oriental fruit fly), 5956 nucleotides long. RefSeq lists its product as uncharacterized. Bases 2556 to 3017 code for a protein of 153 amino acids. The record is from RefSeq and is a predicted model, not a curated record. The transcript is spliced from 3 exons. Lineage: Eukaryota; Metazoa; Arthropoda; Insecta; Diptera; Tephritidae.
GAUUGCCGGCCGAGCUAUUCAAACACGGCGGCGAAGAACUGAUAAGAAGCAUGCAUCAGCCUCUUUGCAAAAUAUGGUCGGAUGAAAGCAUGCCCAACGAUUGGAAUUUAAGUGUGCUAUGCCCAAUCCAUAAAAAAGGAGACCCCACAAUCUGCGCCAACUACCGUGGGAUAAGCCUCCUCAAUAUCGCAUAUAAGGUUCUGUCGAGCGUAUUGUGUGAAAGAUUAAAAGCAUUCGUUGGGUAUGCUUUCGUCCGACCAUAUUUUACAAAGAAGCUGUUGCAUGCUCCUUACCAGUUCUUCGCCGUCGUGUUUAAAUAGCUCGGCCGGCAAUCCGUCGGCCCCCGCCGCUUUGUUGUUCUUCAGGCGGGUAAUUGCUAUUCGAACUUCUGCAUGGUCGGGUAAUGGAACCUCUGCUCCAUCGUCAUCGAAUGGGGAAUAGGGUUCGCCUUCUCCUGGCGUUGUGCGUUCACUACCAUUCAGUAGACUGGAGAAGUGUUCCCUCCAUAAUUUAAGUAUGCUCUGGGUAUCGGCGACUAGAUCACCUGUUAUGGGUUCUACAAGAGUAUGAUCCGGUCUUGAAACCUUCUGUAAGCCGCCGCAUUUUUUCGUAGAAUUUUCGAGCAUUACCCCUGUCGGCCAGCUUAUCAAACUCUUGAUACUCACGUAUUUCGGGCUCUUUCUUUUUCUGACAGCAAAUGCGUCUCGCUUCAAACUUCAACUUUCGGUGUCUAUCCCAUCCCACACUUGUUGUGGUCGAUCGUAACGUUGCAAGGUAGGCAGCCUUUCUCUCCGCUGCGACACGGCACUCCUCGUCGUACCAGCUGUUCUGUUUCAUUUUCCGAAAACCAAUGGUUUCAUUAGCAGCUGUACGUAAGGAGUUUGAAAUGUUGUAUCACAGUUCCCUUGUGCCGAGUUGUUUACGAGUGCUCUCAGAGAGCAGGAGGGCAAGUCGAGUAGAAAAUCGUUCGGCUGUCUGUUGUGAUUGCUGCUUCUCGCCGUCGAACCUUCCUUGUGUUUGUUGACGUGCGCUUUUUGCUGCACAGAGGCGGGUGCCAAUCUUGGCUGCAACAAGAUAAUGGUCCGAGUCGAUGUUAGGACCUCGGAGCGUACGCAUGUCUAGAAUACUGGAUACGUCUAUCACAACAUGUCUAUCCGUCUAUCACAACAUGAUCGAUCUGGUUGGUGGUUUUUCGAUCCGGAGACAGCCAGGUAACUUGAUGUAUUUUCUUGUGCUGGAAUCUAGCCAUAUUUCGAGUCCUGGCGAAGUCGAUCAGCCUCAACCCAUUUGGUGAUGUUUCGUCAUGGGGGCUGAAUUUACCGACCGUAGCGCCAAAGAUACCUUCUUUGCCCACCCUGGCGUUAAAGUCGCCAAGUACGAUUUUGAUAUCGUGGCGGGGGCAGCUCUCAUAGGCGCGCUCCAAGCGUUCAUAGAAGGCAUCUUUGGUCACAUCGUCCUUCUCUUCUGUCGGGGCCUGGGCGCAAAUCAGCGAUAUGCUGAAGAACCUCGCUUUGAUGCGAACUGUGGCUAGACGUUCAUUCACCGGAGUGAAUGAUAGUACUCGGCGACGGAGUCUGUAUCCCACCACGAAUCCCACACCAAACUUUCGCUCCUUUAUAUGGCCACUAUAGUAAAUGCCACAAGGACCUACUUGUCUCAGUCCUUGCCACGUCCAUCGCAUUUCUUGGACGGCGGUGCUGUCAGCCUUUAUUUUCGUGAGGACAUCAACCAGCUGGGCAACGGCGAAUCCCAAUUAAUUCGCAGUUUUUAUUUCGUUUGCCAUGGUCGUCAUCCGAGGCUGAUUGCUAAUUUUCAUUGGGGGUGUUUUUUACAUGGCGGGUCCCAAACCUAGCGCACAACUCUAUGAAGGGGAUGUUUCGCCUUCUCACUUUAGUUCGCCUUCAAACGGAUGUUAUUAGGCUACCCAGAGGAUACUUGGUUAGAGACCGGAAGUCGUGAGCUGCUUGAGCCAAAUGUAAAAGAAUCGUUUCUGGCCACUCCCAAGUGAAUGGCGAUCAGAGAACUUUCCUCACUUGCGUGAAAUUCUACACAUGACUCCAUUCUCCAUGUGUAAUAUACAUACAUGUACACAUGUAUAUGUAAUAGAAAUUCAGAGAAAUUCCUUGUUUGACAAAUUUGUAUGUACAUAAUACGAGUAUAUAAGAACAAUUUAUAGAAGAGAUUUCUUGAGCAGUUCCAACAACAAAGAGUAUCUUUAAUCUGGAUCAGUAUAAAAACUUUUGUAUUGGGUUAGCGAAUAGUAAUUUUAAAACUCGUGUUUAAAAUCUAUGCGUGUUUUUAUAUUAUAUAUCUGCUAAUAUCAGGAAAUAGGGGGAAAACUCAAAUUUACCUCUACAUACAUAUGUAUAUACAAAUUAUAAGUGUAUUUCUCUUUGUGAACUAGUGCAUUUAAUGAGGAAAUUAGAAUGAAUUUGUAGGUGCGAUAACUUUGUGUACAUUCGCUUAUGUUCGUAUGUAUGUAUGUAUAUAAGUAAACAAAUAAUGCACUUACAUACAUUCACACACAAGUUGAGUGGAGUGGAGUCGUCUCAUCAAUGACGUACAAUGGGCGAUGGCACGAGCGAAGUCAUCUAUUUUUGGAAACCUCUUAUUUAAAUAUGAGCAUCUGCUCAAACCCCAGACUCCACAGUUACAAAAAUAGGCGGGAGCUACAAAGUCUACGUUGUGUCAGUCCAACACAGGAAAUACGGCGAAAAAUCGAAACAUCACAACGUUGCUUAAAUCAUUCCGCUUGUGAUUACGCACUCAGCGAUCCAGUUUUAAUAGUCAUUACUUUAACAGCGGUAGUUGGUUCAUUUUGUUUACUAAGCGGAUUAAUUAUUUUGUGUGCAGUUUCCAAAACACUGCACGAUCAAACAUCGGAGGCAAUUCUUCUAUUGGGUAUUGGUUUCUUCAUCUACGCAAUUGCUUUUGUUGCUUGGAAAAUAACGAAUGCCAGAAGGAUCGCUCAUAUAAUCGAAGCGCUUAAUAAAGAAACCACAUCAGCCCUUGUGUAAAAACGUAUGAUCGAGACAGAUUUUCUUCAAAAGCCUAAGCCUAGACGAAAUAGUGAAUGUUUAUAAACGAAAUUGCAGUACAAUAAUAUUUAUUUUUAUAGAAUUUAGAACUUAAUGAAUGUGACGCGAAUUUGUAUGUAUGUUAGACUAUAAGUUUAUCAUGAUAUUCAUUAAAUAUUACUGCAGAAGUUCUAAUAGAAAGAGUCUGAAUCUGUCAAUAAAAUCAGGAGUUUUAAAAUGUGUAGUUGAGAAUUCAUUCCAGCACUCUCUUCAAUGGAUAUGUGAUCCAUAAAGCAAUUCAACUUCAGAUCAACUAAAUACUCUUUUGGUAUUAACGACUACAUCUAAUCUCACUCGAAGUUUCACUGAUGUUGCUAAUCUAAAUAAAUGAAAACAACUGAAUAUUUUUAAAAGAAAAAUCAAAACAAACCAAUUCAGUUAUUGCCUACGAAAGGGUGAAUAAUUAUUAAAAUGGAUAAAACCACUUAUACAAGGUCUGUCGCAAAAGAAACAGAACUUUUUAAAUAUAACUGUUUCUGGUGGCGCCACCUAUUGGUAAAAUUUUAAGACAAUUGGAUAACUACAAUCGAUGUUAACGAUCAAAAAGUGACUGCAGCUUUUGGUCAAAAGCAAGUAUUAAAUUUUGUUUUAAACUACUGAAACAUUUCAAAUGAUGAAAAAAGUUUAUGGUGAUCAGUGCCUAUCCCGUAGUAAUGUGCAUGAGUGGUUUAAGCGAUUCCAAAAAGGUCGUGAGGACCUCUGUGACGAUCAGAAGUCGGGCCGGCUAAAAUCAGUGAUUACCCAAAACAAUAUUGAAAAAGUGCAGGAAUCUAUUAAGAAUGAGCAGAAAUCUUCUUUGCGUUACAUGGAAAUGGAGUUAAAUAUAACCAAGGACUCCAUUCAUCGCAUUUUGAUAGAUAAAUUGGAUCUACGGAAGGCGUGCUCCAAGUUUGUUCCGCACAAAUUGACUGAAGAGCAAACAUUGCUACGAAUCCAACAUUGUAAGGAUUUGAUUAAGGAGUCAAGAAAGGACAUAAACUACAAAUAUUCGAUUGUGACUGGUGAUAAAACGUGGUGCUUUUAAUAUGAUCCCGAAACCAAAAGUCAAAGUGCCGAAUGGAAGCAUCCAGACCAGCCAUCACCGAAAAAAAGUCGUCUCCAGAAGUCAAAAAUAAAGACAAUGCUGAUUUGUUUUUACGAUUCGGAUGGUAUUGUACACCGAGAGUUUGUCCCACCUGGCCAAACGAUUAAUGCUGUGUUUUAACUUGGUGUUAUGAAGCGUCUUUUGUCACGCAUUCGUCGUGCUCGACCACAAUACCGUGAGGCAGGGUCACGGUCGACGCUUGUCACUGAUUUUUUGACAAAAAACUCCAUAUUAACCAUUAAUCACUCACCCUACUCACCUGAUCUGGCACCCUGUGAUUUUUACCUAUUUGGAAACUUCAUUUGCCCAUGAAAGGCACUGGUUUCAGGACAUUUCAGCUAUCCAAAAUGCGACGACCGAUAUUCUCAAGAGCAAUCCAAAAAAUUACCUUAAACACUAAUUUUAAAUAAUUUAAUAACAAAACCAUAAUUUGACUUAUAUUUUUGAUCUCCCAUGAGAAAGGAUUUUAUUUUUUGCUGAAUGAGACAGGAAGGAACUUCCCAAAACGUACCUCUUCCUUUGGCAAUAUUUUAAUCUGAAUUUGAGUUGAUAUUGAAAAUACCAAACUGACUUAUAAAUCGUAAUAAAAGCUUUAUAGAGUUUUCUUUUCUCUCAAAAAUGUUGCAUUUAUUCUUUCCUAUGUUCGAGCUAUUAAAUUUGAGGGAGAUUUUUUCUCAAUAUUUUUUUCAGAUUCGUUUAUUUUUUUUUAACUUGUUGCCGUCUAACCAGAAUCCUCAAUACGUAAGGGUAGGAUGUGCACAGCGGAUUUUUACUCAUCGUUUUUGAUACGAGAAGGUUAUUUUUGAAACCAAGUUUUUCUCCUAAUUAUUGUGAAUCGUUCAAUUACUAAGUGUUUGUUUGUUAUUUUGUCAUGUAAAAAAUAAAGCAUUUUUAGAAGGUUUAAUAGAGCAUUUAUGUAAUGUUGCCAUAUAUGUAAUUAGGCAACAUCUGUAUAGAGAAAAGCAAACGCUAUUAUUUUCACUGUUUGAUAUAAUCUUCUUCAAAGUGUUCGUCAGUGAAACUCAAACCGGCAAAUGCAUACAUGGUACUUGUAUGUAUGUGAGCUCGGAAAUCCAUAUUAAUUUAUUUUUACAUAUAGACAUAUACAUAGUAUAUUAUAUAUCCCAUAUCCCAAAAAAUUGUCCUCUUGAGCAUACAGUCCAGAGACUCAUCCAGGAAAUUAAACGCCAUCAGAACGGGUGUGCCUCAAUUUCCGACUUAAAACUUCAAUAUUCGCCCAACUACUGAACAUGUAAACAAAUGUAUGGUAUGUAGGAUGUAUGUACAUAUAUACAGUGAAUUGAUGGAGUUCUUUGCAAUUGUAUGAGAAUAAAUUUAAUUUGUUUAAGCCAAUCUUUUAGUUUUUAAGAAAUCGAUCUAAUUAAAAAAUCCUUGAGGUACUUAGUCAUUACGUAAGGAUUUUUAACUGGUUAACAACUAAAAUAUGUGAACACAUGUAUCUCUGUAUGAUUUAGUCAAUGUAAUUCUUAUAGAGUUGUAGUUGAGGGCAACCGAUCAAUCCUAAAUAUAUACACCAUAUAUGCUUAUAUGUUGAUACUCUUAAAACAUUUUAUGUCAUCUUAAAAUAUGUCGUUUUAAACUAAAUGUUUUGAAUACAAAUAUAAAUAUGUCUACAUUUUUGAAUCUAAAAAGUUUGUUUUUAGUUUUAAUGCUAUUAUCUAAAUAUUAAUAAUAAUAAUAUUAAGGGAUUAUCUCAGAACUAGUUCCUUGCAAUAAGCUUUGUGCCAAGGAAUAAUAUCAAAAGUGCUAUGUACGCUUGUCUUUCUGAAGUACG